AUGACCGUUGGUAUUGUGCUGGAGGGACCUCUAAGGGUGACAGGAGCACUGUUGAUACGGCGGAGGACGCUGAGAAAGGGUACUCAAGCUCAUAACCUACCAAAUGUAGAAGAUAUGCGGAAAUGGCAACAGGGCACCAAUGUGAGAGUUACCAGUUCUACCAUUGCUGACAGUAGCAACCUUACUAUUGAUCAUAAAUUGCUAUUGUCUUUCGUUCUGAGUUCCGCAAUGUGGGCGCUAAUAGCAGCAGAAUGCAGAGCAUGGUAUGUGGUUUUGCGAAAUAGGCGGUGGGAUACUUUCAACUUGAUUCAGAGUAAAUACACCCUUUGUGAACGGUUUUGCGCAAAAUUACUAUUACUGCCGAUUGGAAGGAUUUUUUGCUUGUUUCAACCCUUGUCGCUCAAUUUUGCUCCAGGUAAUUACAUUUUGGUGUUUUCGAGCUCGCCCCCAUGCGCUCCAGCUACCGGAAAAAUCAGAUUGGAGAUUGCUUCAAUAGUAGCAGAGUAA
Molecule: messenger RNA, 507 nt
Organism: Tremella mesenterica DSM 1558
Lineage: Eukaryota; Fungi; Basidiomycota; Tremellomycetes; Tremellales; Tremellaceae
Exons: 5
Coding region: 1-507 (168 amino acids)
Source: RefSeq, a predicted model, not a curated record